Molecule: messenger RNA, 561 nt
Organism: Choloepus didactylus (southern two-toed sloth)
Lineage: Eukaryota; Metazoa; Chordata; Mammalia; Pilosa; Megalonychidae
Product: PDZ and LIM domain protein 5-like
Exons: 2
Coding region: 1-561 (186 amino acids)
Biological process (GO): muscle structure development; heart development; actin cytoskeleton organization
Cellular component (GO): adherens junction; Z disc; stress fiber
Molecular function (GO): actin binding; muscle alpha-actinin binding
Source: RefSeq, a predicted model, not a curated record
AUGCCCCUGACUAUUUCUAGUCUGAAAGAUGGAGGCAAGUCAUCCCAGGCAAAUGUAAGAAUAGGUGAUGUGGCUGUCAGCAUUGAUGGAAUAAGGGCACACAGAGUGACUCAUCUUGAAGCCCAGAACAAGACUAAGGGUGGUACUGGCUCUUUGAAUAUGACUCUGCGAAGAGAAUCUGCUUCCCCCAAGCCUGAGCUGGGUCCAAUUCAAAAAGGAGACCCUAAAGAACCCACAGUCACCAACGUGUGUUCUGAGGCUGCUCAGGAGCUAGCAGAGAAACAGAGAAGAGGACCCCAGGGUGACAGUAAGCAGCAAAAUGGCCCGUCAAGAAAACACACUGUGGAGCGCAAUACACAGUUUUAUCACAUGCCUACUCAUAGUGAUGCCAGCAGGAAGAGACUGAUUGAAGAUACUGAAGACUGGCACCCAAGGACUGAGACUAUUCAUUCUCGCUCUUUCCGAGUCCGUGCCCAGAUCUCCGGGACUGAACAUUCGAAAGAAUCUGAAACUGAUAAUGCCAAGAAGGCAAAGGAAAAGAUACCCCAUUCACGUCUUUAG